AUGGGCCUAAUUGCAUGGGGCGCGCUCCUUCCAUUUGGGGCAAUCAUCCCAAGAUACUUCAAGCAUCAUGAUCCUCAAUGGUUUGAUCGUCACAUCUCGAUCCAGAUUGUGGGUUUUCUUCUGGGUCUUGCUACUGUCGUUGCAGGAAGGGCACUCUACAAUGGACUGGAGUCCGAUGGCAUUCCCAAAUUCAACAUUCACAGACCCCUCGGAUCCUUAGUGUUUUGCCUCAGCAUUCUUCAGGUAUUGGAAUUGAUUCUAAGACCGGACAAGACAUCCAAAUGGCGCAAGGACUGGAAACAUCACUGGGUAGGGAGACUUGCUCUCUUCUUGGGAGCUCUGAAAAUUGUGAUUGGGCUUUUAGUGCAAGAGGCAGGCUCGGGGUGGAAGAUAGGAUAUGGGUUUCUUAUAACCUUCAUUCUUGUGACAGUCACCGUUUUGGACGUGUCCUUGGGGCUGGGGAGAUCCAACAAGGCAGAUGCGAUUCCUGUUUUUGGAUGCAAUUAG
Vitis riparia (riverbank grape) is the source of this 507-nucleotide messenger RNA. RefSeq names its product cytochrome b561 and DOMON domain-containing protein At3g61750-like. The record is from RefSeq and is a predicted model, not a curated record. NCBI's taxonomy places the organism in Eukaryota, Viridiplantae, Streptophyta, Magnoliopsida, Vitales, Vitaceae. The transcript has 2 exons. The coding region runs from base 1 to 507 and encodes 168 amino acids.